UUUUUUUUUAACUUUAUUUCCUACAUAUUGUUUGUUUCUUUAUAUGAUAAAAUAUGAAAAUAAUAUCUCGAGAAAAUAUAUUUAUAAAAAAAUCAAAAAACCAUAAAUAUGAUGAAAGUGAACAAGAAAAUAAUGGGUUAAGUCGUAUGGCAUCAACAUCCUCUUAUAUGCAAUCGAGACGAUAUAUUUAUGUGAAUAUGGAUCUACCGUCUUCAGAAUUUGAUGAAAAAGAUAACCAAAUCCACCAUAACUAUGCUACUAAUUUAGUACGAACUGCUAAAUAUACACCUAUUACAUUUAUACCAAAGAACUUAUUUGAACAAUUUCGAAACGUAGCCAAUUUGUAUUUUUUAUUUCUAGUUAUUUUACAAUGUAUUCCUAUUUUCGGUGUGACAGAGCCUGUUGUAUCUGCAUUACCUCUUAUUUGUAUCUUGAUCAUUACUGCAAUUAAAGACGGUAUUGAGGAUUGGAAGCGAAAUGAAAGUGAUGAUAAAGUCAAUAACUCGACUGUGUUACGAUUAUCGAAUUGGAGAAAUGUGAAUAUCCCGGAUAUCAAGAAGGGGCCUUGGUAUUAUUUCCAUAUCCUUGUAGGAUUCUUUUGUAUUCUGUCUGGUACAGAAAAUAGAUAUGCUCAUACAUAUAGACAGUCAAGAAAGAAAUCUCCUAUUCAAAUAGAUAAUCUGUCAGAGCCCGAGCCCGAGCCUGAGCCUAAUAAUAACAACAACAACAACAAGAAAAAAAUGAAAUCUUCCUCUAAAGAAGACCGAUUACCUUUAACAGAAUUAGAUCAACAAAUGGAAUUUAUUUCAUCUCCACCUAAAUCUUUGAUAAACUCAGUUCGAAAGAGAUCAGAUACAAUCCGUUCUAUAUUUACUAACCGAUCUCCAAAUCAAAAUAUCCCGACUGCGCCUUCUCAACUCACCAACAGGAGAGAACCCUAUCGUCCCGGCGCAAUUCCACAUUCUGUCCUUUAUCGAAUGUCAACCCGAGAUUCUUCAACGACCACAACAGCACAUAGACAUAGCGACAUUCUAGAAAAUGAACGUACUUCAACUAGUCUACACCAGCCCUUGCCAAGUCAUGAUAUAAAAUGUUCUUGUGCAGAUGCUUAUCCAGGGGAUCCACCUGCCCCUAAUUGUCAAGUCAAAUGGGGAUACACAAAAUGGAAGGAAUUAAACGUGGGUGACUAUGUGAAGAUUGAAAAUGAUCAAGAUAUCCCUGCUGAUAUCGUGGUGUUGUCAACCUCUGAAAAUGAUAAUAUCUGUUACGUCGAGACACAGAACCUAGAUGGAGAAACCAAUCUGAAACAACGUCAGGGCUUACCAGGUACCAAUGGCCUUCGAACUGAGCAUGAUUGUGAACGAGCUCGGUUCUAUAUCGAGAGUGAACCACCUCAUGUGAAUAUUUAUCAAUAUAAUGCGGUAUUAAGAUGGCAAGUCGAUGCAAAUGAGUCAGAGACAACUCGUUCAGGUGUAGCCCAUGAAAAGGCAGAUGCGGUCACUUAUAAUAACAUUAUCUUAAGAGGUUGCGUUUUAAGAAACACGAAAUGGCUAAUUGGAAUUGUUGUUUACACUGGCAAUGAUACAAAAAUUAUGCUUAAUACCGGUCGAACUCCUUCAAAACGAAGUAAAAUGGCAAAGGCAACAAAUCCUCAUGUUAUUGCUAACUUUUGUAUAUUAGCUAUUAUUUGUAUUGUAAGUUCUAUUAUGGAUAGUGUUGAGUUUAAUGGGAAAGGAUCUUCACGGCAUUUUGAUUAUGGCAUAGAAGGAUCAAACGCAUCUUAUUCUGGAUUCCUCACAUUUUGGGUUACACUUAUUUUAUAUCAAAAUAUUGUACCUAUUUCAUUAUAUAUCUCUGUAGAAAUCGUAAAGACAUUAGCUGCUUAUUUUAUUUUUGCAGACUUAGACAUGUAUUAUGCUCCAAACGACACACCUUGUAUACCAAAGACUUGGAACAUUUCCGAUGACCUUGGACAAAUUGAGUAUGUGUUCUCUGAUAAAACUGGUACACUAACACAAAAUGUGAUGGAAUUCCGAAAGUGUACAAUCAAUGGGACCUCAUAUGGUAUUGCUGCAACAACAGAGGCUACAUUAGGCGCCCUCAAGCGACAACAACGUGAAUAUGAUGCUGGAAGUGACGACACAGACGAAAUAGAUAUGGAUGAACUAAGUAUGCAUGAACCUGAUACGAUUGAAAUGGAGAAACUGAAGCAACUUAUGCUUGAUAAACAGGCUGCACUUUUCAAAAAUCCUUAUAUUGGAUCUCACCCGACUUUCGUUGACCCUAGUUUAUUUGAUGAUCUGGUGGGGGAGACAAAGCAGUCAACAGCAAUUACUCAUUUUUUCCAAACACUAGCUCUUUGUCACACUGCGAUUGCAGAUCAUGAUGUAAAUGAGAGACGUAUUGACUAUAAGGCACAAUCACCCGAUGAGGCAGCACUCGUAGCAACAGCACGAGAUAUGGGGUUUGUCUUUUUAGGACGUGAUUCAAACAAGGUUUUUAUUAAGGUGAAGGAUAAAGAAAAGACAUUCACUCUCUUAAAUGUGCUUGAAUUUAAUUCAACUCGAAAGCGAAUGAGUGUCAUUGUUAAACCAGACGAGAGUGAUCAUAUUGUGCUUCUCUGUAAGGGUGCAGAUUCUGUUAUUUAUGAACGAUUGUGUAAUGACUUUGGAGAUCAAAGAGAAUUGCAGGAGGAGCAAGAGAAUUUAAAGAAUGCAACUAUGAAAGACUUGGAAGAAUUUGCAAAUGAAGGUCUUCGUACACUUUGUCUUGCUUAUCGGUUUCUUUCUCCUGAAGAAUAUAAACCAUGGAAUAAACGGUUCGAGGAAGCUUCAGCUAGUAUACAUAACCGUGAAGAGCGUGUAGAUGCUAUUUGUGAAGAAAUUGAACAAAAUAUGCUUUUAAUGGGUGGUACAGCUAUUGAAGAUAGACUUCAAGAUGGUGUCCCCGAAACGAUUGCAGAGCUCGCAAAAUCGGGUAUUAAGCUUUGGGUAUUGACAGGUGAUAAAACGGAAACAGCUAUCAAUAUUGGUUUUGCAUGUAAUCUGUUAACAUCUGAUAUGGAGCUUCUCAUUUUACGCGCAACAAAUCGUAAUGAUACAGCCAAUGCUAUAGAGAAUAUUUUACAAAAGGUCAAUACAGUUGUCGACAAUGAGAAACGAUAUGCAUUGAUAAUUGAUGGCACUACACUUAAGUAUGCAUUAGAGGAUGAUACACGUGAUCAAAUCUUGACAUUAGGUAUGCAAUGUGCUAGCGUGAUUUGCUGUCGAGUGAGUCCUAAACAAAAGGCACAAGUUGUACGCUUAGUGAAAAAGGGACUUAAAGUGAUGACACUUGCUAUUGGUGAUGGAGCUAAUGAUGUAUCGAUGAUACAAGAAGCCAAUGUAGGUAUUGGUAUCUCUGGUGUAGAAGGUAGACAAGCAGUUAUGGCAUCUGAUUAUGCAAUUGCGCAAUUUAGAUUCUUGAGAAAACUUUUAUUAGUACAUGGACGUUGGUCAUAUCUCCGAACAGCAGAAAUGAUUAUGGGGUUCUUUUUCAAGAACAUUGUUUGGACCUUUGUGCUAUUCUGGUAUCAAAUCUUUUGCCAGUUUAAUGGUUCCAUGAUGUUUGAUUAUGCGUUAAUUACCUUAUACAAUCUUGUCUUUACGUCACUUCCUAUUAUCUUUUUAGGCAUCUGGGAUCAAGAUUUAAAUGCAAAGGUUUCAUUAUUAUAUCCAAAACUCUAUCGUAUGGGCCUUAGAAAUGAUAAAUUCAAAGUUUGGCAAUUCUGGUUAACUGUUUUUGAUUCUAUAUUUCAAUCAGCCGUUUGUUUCUUUUUCCCUUACAUGUUACUUGUAGGAGGAGCUAUUGAUCCUCAUGGCUAUGACGCUAACGGACUUUAUGAGAUUGGUACAAUUAUCUCUAGUAUUGCUGUUUGUGUAGCCAACUUCUUUGUAGUCUUUUCACUCUAUAGCUAUACCUGGAUCCAAGUAUUGAUCGUUGCACUAUCCAUUUUGGUCUAUUAUGCGUUUGUGGCGGUUUAUUCACAAUUCAACACAUUUCUUUUUGGAGGGCAAAUCAGAUUAUUUGGCACAGGUGCCUACUGGUUAAUAUUUAUUUUAACAUGUGUAGCUUGCUAUAUUCCGCGAAUAACAGCUAAACAUUAUAUGCAUCAAUACCAUCCUUAUGACAAUGAUAUUAUCCGUGAAAUUGAACUGGUGAUUAAUAAGGGAAAAAAUUGUCAUGACGAGCAAGAAAGAAAUAUGAAUAUAGACUUUGACAUAGAUGAAGAGAUAGCUUCUAGGACUAAUGGCAAGUUAUAGAUUGGAGUGUAUUUGUAAUAAAAAAAAAAAUUAAUUUAUUAUUAUUAUUAUUAUGUAAAUUAUAAUAAAGUGUAU
This is a messenger RNA of Cokeromyces recurvatus, 4376 nucleotides long. RefSeq lists its product as uncharacterized. The coding region runs from base 54 to 4301 and encodes 1415 amino acids. Gene Ontology annotation, biological process: phospholipid translocation. The record is from RefSeq and is a predicted model, not a curated record. Lineage: Eukaryota; Fungi; Mucoromycota; Mucoromycetes; Mucorales; Mucoraceae. Gene Ontology annotation, cellular component: plasma membrane. The transcript has 6 exons. Gene Ontology annotation, molecular function: ATP hydrolysis activity; magnesium ion binding; ATPase-coupled intramembrane lipid carrier activity.